Impatiens glandulifera is the source of this 3325-nucleotide messenger RNA. RefSeq names its product auxin response factor 4. Lineage: Eukaryota; Viridiplantae; Streptophyta; Magnoliopsida; Ericales; Balsaminaceae. Gene Ontology annotation, cellular component: nucleus. Gene Ontology annotation, molecular function: protein binding; DNA binding. The record is from RefSeq and is a predicted model, not a curated record. The coding region runs from base 652 to 3066 and encodes 804 amino acids. Gene Ontology annotation, biological process: regulation of DNA-templated transcription; response to hormone. The transcript has 11 exons.
ACGGGGAAAAGAAAGAAAGAAAGGGAGGGAGGAAUGGGGGUUUCUGUACUGUCUUCACUUGUCCCCCCACCCAACAAAAUCUCUCUCUUCUUCUUUUCUCUCUCUCUUUCUGUAUAAUAUAAGUAAGCAGUGUUAAGCCAAAACGGCACUUCCCCAUUGGCUUUUUCUGCCUUUUGUUUUCUGGUGGCUUGCAAUUCAAUUGUCUAUUAUGUCUGCUAUUUCUGCUCCCUCUAUUCAGAACUGCUGCAAAUGGAGGAGAUGUAUGUGAUGAGAAUUGAGAACCAGGAGAGAAGAAGAUGAAGAAGAAUCAUGCUUUGAUGAAAUUGAAUUCCUUGUUAUUUUUAAUUAUACUCUUUCACUGUUUUCUCUUUUAGCGCCCUACCCAUCUCCUUCUUCUUUCUUCUCCCAACAUGUCAAUCACCAAUUUCUUACCUUUCUCCUCCUCCUCCUCCUCCUCCCCUGUUCUUGCUUUCUUGACAACCAACCCCCCUUUAAACCCUAUUCAGCUCUUGCCAUGAUUUAACUUCAUUCUACUGGUUUUUAUAUGUUAUUCUCUUUAUGGGUUUCUUCAAUUAAGCACUUGAUUGAUUGCUCUGCUAGGUUCACUUUAAAUCAUCUCUCUGAAAUAGAUAGACAAAUCGGUUGGUCUUCAUGGAAAUUGACCUGAACAAUGAUGCGGGUGAGGUGGAAAAGAAUGCAUGUGGUGCUGCUGCUGAGGGAUUUGGGUCUUCAUCAAAUUCGUCUUCACCAUUAGGAGCUGCUGCAAAUUCGUCUUCAAUUUAUAAGGAGCUUUGGCAUGCCUGUGCUGGUCCACUCACUUCCCUGCCCAAGAAGGGAAAUGUGGUUGUCUACUUCCCACAAGGCCAUUUAGAACAAUUCUCCUCUGUUCCACCCAAUUUCGGGUUUUCUCCUCAAAUCUGCUGCAAAGUUGUAGACGUUCAACUACUUGCCAAUAAGGACAAUGAUGAGGUCUAUACUCAACUCACUUUGCUCCCCUUACCAGAGUCAGAAGAAAGAAUAGAAUUGGAUGGAAAAGAAAAUGGAGAAACAGAAGAGGAAGACGAAGGGGGGAGUGGGAUUAUUAUUACAUCAGAAAUCAUAGCACCUCCUCAUAUGUUCUGCAAGACACUCACUGCUUCUGAUACAAGCACCCAUGGAGGAUUCUCUGUUCCUCGUCGAGCAGCUGAAGACUGUUUUCCUCCCUUGGACUACAAACAGCAAAGACCCUCUCAGGAGCUUGUUGCCAAGGACUUGCACGGAAUUGAGUGGAAGUUUCGUCACAUUUAUAGAGGCCAACCGAGGCGACAUCUUCUUACAACCGGUUGGAGCAUUUUCGUUGGCCAAAAGAAUCUUGUUUCAGGCGAUGCUGUUCUUUUCCUCAGAGGCGAUGGUGGAGAGCUGAGGCUGGGAAUUAGGAGAGCUGUUCGUCCUCGUAAUGGUCUUCCUGAUUACAUUGUUAACAAUCAGAGUACUAACAAUCUUCUUUCACUGGCUGCAACUGCUGUUUCUUCCAACACCACUUUCAAUGUUUUCUACAGUCCAAGAGCCGGGCAUGCAUCCUAUGUCAUUCCGUAUCAUAAGUAUGUCAAAAGCAUAAGCCACCAUAUACCAAUUGGGUUGAGAUUCAAAGUGAAAUUUGAUGUAGAUGAUUCUACAGACAGAAGGUGCAGUGGAGUGGUGAUGGGUGUGGGUGAUCUGGAUCCUUACAGAUGGCCUAACUCGAAAUGGAGAUGCUUGAUGGUGAGAUGGGAUGAAGAGAUUAUGAGCGAUCGACAAGAGAGAAUUUCUCCAUGGGAGAUUGAUCCUUCUAUUUCUCUCCCACCCUUAAGCUCUCACUCGUCUUCUUCCUCCCCAAGGCUAAUGAAGAAACUUCGAGCUGGAAUGCAAACAACUGCUCUUCCAGAUAACACUGUUUCUGUUAAUGCUGCUGCUGCUGGCAGUUUUUUGGACUUUGAGGAGUCGUCGGUUAGACCCUCUCAGGUCUUGCAAGGUCAAGAAAAUGCAGGUUUGAUAUCACCUCUUUAUGGAUGUGAUAAAAUGAGCCGCCACCGCCCUUUGGGCGUUGAGAUGAUGCAUAAUCAUCAUCAACAACCCAUUGUGCGACAGAACCACCACAAUGUGGUGGCGGAUCAAGGGAAUGUGAAAUAUGGAGAAUUCCUCAAGAAUCAUCAUCAUCGUCAAUCCUCCACCCCGUUUGCCGGCUUUAUGGAAUCAACAAGAUUCCCAAAGGUCUUGCAAGGUCAAGAAAUAUGCUCUCUGAAAGCCCUGGCUGAUAAAAAUGAAUUCAAGCUUGGUCUUUGGGGAAGACCACCAGAAGUCGGUUCCAAUUUUUUCAAUGUCUACAAGAAUAACAAUGAUAAUAGUAGGCCCAAUUCGACUUUCUACCCUCUUGCUUCUGAAGGCAUGAGAAAUGGGUAUUUCCCAUAUAAUAAUAAUAAUGAUAUCUACAAAGCUGGUGGGGGAGAUCCUUUGAUGCUUUCUCGUAUGAUAAACUUUGGAAGUCGGCAGAAUGUUCCAUUUAUCGGGUCUAGCGUUCAAGGCGAGAUAAUAAAACCAAAUGAAGUGGCCUUUCCCACUUCAACUAUGGAAAUUCUUAAAAAUGGUGAAACUGCUGAUGCCCAUGGUAGCAGCCAGGAAGGUGGUGGUGGUUGCAAGCUAUUUGGUUUUUCGUUGACUGGUGGUGAAACUCCCAACUCUCAAAGCUCUAACAAAAGGAGCUGCACAAAGGUCCACAAACAAGGAAACCUGGUUGGUCGGGCUAUUGAUCUGUCUAGACUCAAUAGUUAUAGUGAUCUGUUGAUCGAGCUUGAAAGGUUGUUUGGUAUGGAUGGUCUUCUAUGUGAUCCCGAAAAAGGAUGGAGAAUCUUGUACACUGAUAGUGAGAACGACAUGAUGGUUGUUGGAGAUGAUCCUUGGAAUGAGUUCUGCAGUGUGGUGUCAAAGAUCCAUAUUCACACUCAAGAAGAGGUGGAUAAAAUGACCAUAGGAGUCGUCAUUAGUGACGACACCCAAAGCUGUCUGGAGGAAGCGCAAGGGGUCGUGGAUGUUUCGAAAUCGUCUGCCUGAUGACGACAGUAAAUUAAGGUUUGAUGAAUGAAUGCAGUAGUUUUAUGUAUGUUCUUGUUGUAUUUCAGAAACAUACAUCUGUUAUUGUGCUGCUAUCUGCUUGUAUGUUUGUGUGUUUGUGUGAUACUAUUGAAUCGAUGCUAUUAUCUAUGUAUGCAUGCAAAGACAUGGCUGUGUGUACCCUGUUUGGUUUGGGGAAACCAAUAAAUGCUUGUAUUUGGUUUUUUGUUAAGUUUUUCUCUUCUAUAUUUUGAUGAUU